Messenger RNA from Staurois parvus, 290 nucleotides. NCBI's taxonomy places the organism in Eukaryota, Metazoa, Chordata, Amphibia, Anura, Ranidae. The record is from the annotation of a GenBank genome assembly.
UCCCACCGGCCUUUUACCACGUGAUCAGCGGUGUCCAAUGACACGCUGAUCACAGGGAAAUGCAAGUGCCGAACCGGCAGUUGUCAGAGCGCACCCACCUGUGCCACCCACCUGUGCCCACCAGUGCCACCCACCUGUGCCCGCCCACCAGUGCCGCCCAGCAGUACUGCCAGUCAGUGCCCAGGGGUUGUGCCAGUCAGUGCCGCCAGUCAGUGCCCAGAAGUGAUGCCAGUCAGUGCCGUCUAUCAGUACCCAUCAUCAGUGUCACCUAUCAGUGCCGCCUAUCCGUG